AUGUCAUCCACCGCCGGCUUGGACAUCAUGUCCUCUCCAGAUCCGCUCGGUGACCCAAUUACGAGCUCCAUGUCGCGUGUGACACGCAGCAUGGCUCGAAGUCAGACAUCAACACAGAGGUCACUACGGCAGGGCUCUAUUCUGGCUAGCUCACCCAGAAAACAAACCUUUGAGCUCGACGUGGGUAACGAGCGAUCACCACAAAGGAUACUCGUAACCGUCGAGGCUGAAGACUCAGCCUCCCGCCAAACCCAUGUCAAUCGCCGACUAUUCCCACCGCAAAAGCAAGCAACGCCGCGAUCUCCUGCUCGCCGAAAGGUGCGCACGACAACGACGACAGUUCCGCUGAGAGGCCUCACCGAUGACGAGGGGCCAGGAGGUACAGAGACGCCGCGGAGGAGAGGAAGGCCUCGGAAAUCAGGUACACCGAUGCCAUUGAAGACAGGCACGCCGAAGCCCUCGACCAGAAAAAGGGCCGGGAGUCCGCUGGAAAGCUCACCCCGGAGGACUCGUAGGUCGGUGUCCAGAACGGCAGACUCGGCGUCGGAAAUGGGCGACGAAACCGAGGACAACCAGGAGACACCGAGGCCCAGGCCCAGAAAGUCACCCGUAAAGAGAUCGAAAACGCCGGCCAGGAAGACGGCAGCAGCGCCAAAGGCAGAUGCUCAAGAUACUGGAACUGCGAAGAGGAGAGGAAGACCUAGACGACAAGCCCUGGUCCCAGCCGAGAUGGAGGAGAUGGCCGAGCAGGAUACCUUGACAGAGAGCAUACCAAAUGUGAUCCCAGCCAGAAAUGACGACACGGGAGAACAAGGCCAGAACGAUACUUUAUUGUCGACAAUCAAUGUAUCAACGGACGGGUCUGUUGCCGGGGAUGAUGCGGAUGAAGACGAUAUGUGGCUCGCGAACCUGUCUGAAUCUCGCUCAGCACCAGCAUCAGAGAUGGGGCAAAGCAGGGCUGACGAUGCCGAUCCACCAAGUACUUUGGGUGGCGAUCAGGAGGAAAGGUCGCACUUGACCUCGGAUGCUCCCAUCUCGGUAACCACCGAUGGAGAUAACGACGGUGACUUGAUGGACUUUGGUGCCGCUGACAGAAGUGACACCGAGUCGUUGGCAACAGAGAGCGUUGCACCUACGGAAACGGACCGCGACACCAUUGCCCAAGGAGAGGAUUUCAGCAUGAUCAUGAUGGAUUCAAUCGUAUCCUUCCGCGAGUCUCGGCAGUAUCGCGAGGAAAGCCUGCCCGAAAUGGGAGAGGCGACAAGUUUCAUUGUUGACAGAGCGCUUGAAUCCAUCCGGCACGGGCGGCCCGAUGACGAGCAGGUACACUUACAGGCUGACCAGCCAACCGGACAGCAGAACGGCCACUCACCAAAUGCCGCAAACGAGGCUGAAGAGGUAGAGGAAGACAACUUGCCACAAAUACCAACGGAAUCUACUCCUGUAAUUACCAGCCGACUUUCAGGGGUGAUGGACAGUCGGUCCAAGACUCUAUCGCGGAGCCCUAGACGUGGCAAGACUGCCACUCCUCUCAGUAGACAGCUUGCCAUGAAGUCUCUGCGACAGGAUGAGUCGCUAAAUGACACGCCUUUGGCUUCGCGGGCAGCCAAGGCUGACGCUGCUCGAGAAGAGUCGACACUCUAUGAUGACUCCUUUUCGGAGAUACCAGAUGCCGUGUUAGAGGCAGCAACACCUCGUCCGCCCAGAAGACACGUCGAGGACGAAUCAGGGACGCAAGAGGAGGUUGAAAAUGUCGAGGAGAUAUCCAAUGACGGGGCACUUGAGGCUUACGAAAACGAUGCCGAGGAAGCUGCAGAUCCAUCUCGAGACGGCUCGGUGGUGGAACCAGAAGCCGCUGCAGCUGCACAGGGCCCACAUUCGGAUACCGGUAGCAUGCUUUUGACCCCAGAAGAGACGCCGUCGCCGACAAAUGAUGAAGCCUGUGCCGAGGAAGCUAUCGAUGAACCCAUCCCUUCUGACGUUGCAGAGGAAGAUUUGCGCUCGUCUCCCCCUCUUCUCCGACUUGCUAUGAGCACUUCAGGCGCAAGCGGCGGGCGGCAUAUGAGGCACAAUUCGACUGAGACACCUGUCGACCAGUUCCCACCUGAGAUGCCAUCUGCACCUCCGGUAGCUGUGGCGGCCGCUGACAGACUUGACUUGCCGUCUCUCACUGCACGCCCCCUACUUUCACCAAUUGUCAGGGCCGGACGAGCACUGCAAACGGUAACCUCUGAUCCACCAUCGCCCAAGGGUCGGGAGAGCCUCCUUCGAAGUCCGUUCCGGUCCUCCACCACACGAGACAGCCAGGAACAGCAGCCGUCUAGCAGACAGUCCAUAAGUGUCCCUGAGCAUAAUGUUUCAGAGGCACCACAAUCGCCGCCGGCAGCUACUGCCCCGGAACCUCAGUCUACCCAAAGAAGUCAAAGGUCGUGGGUCCAAACUUUCAACCCAAUGAAGCAGAUAAAGAACAUAGUGUCGCAAAGUGCACAGAUGUUCUCGUCACCAAAAUUCACCAUGCCAGAGGGGAUGGAUGAUCCUUUUGCCCCAGACCCAGACAUGCCAAAACCCGCAGCUUCACGUCAUCAGGCCAAUAGUCCAAUCACGCAAGAACAGGAAAGAAUUUCAGAGCCUGAGACGCGCUCUGUGGCUGCCAACGAUACCUUACAGGAAGAUGGGAUGGACUGGGAGCCAUCGGAAAGUCCUACUGAAGCCGUUGCUCGCAGAGCAAGAAGCGCUUCUGCUUCCAGCGUCUUCACAAAUAGAGCAUCCGCUCAAGCUGCAGCGAUCGAUGCCGAAUCCGAAAUGGAGGAUGCUAUGGCCACUGAACCGGAACCACAAAACCCCAAUGUUCAGUCUGAAGCUGUUGAUAUGGACGAGACCGAGGAAGAGGAAGAAGAAGACGAAGAUAUUUGGGCAAUCGAGGCACAGCGUCCUAUUGGCUCACCAAGAAAGGGUACCAAGGCGCAUGACCCGACACUGAACCGCUGGGGCAGAGGUAAAUCACCGAGCCCAUGGACCAAGGCGCAGAACGAACCGUCUUUCCAUGAGACGGACGACUUCUCUUUGCUAUCAGCACAUGGACGAGAUGCAUCACAGCUACCGCAAUCUCGACAAAACCCGCAACCAUUCCAAGUCUCAGCUCACGCAGUGCCUGCCAGGCGGGUCGAUCUGUCUACAUUCUUUUCCUCUCCUGCCGUUGUGCCUGGGAUGCAGUUAUAUGCAGAGGAGGAUGCUUCUCCGGAAAAGCCUCCAAGCCGACAACAAGCAACAAGGGAGAAUAUCCAACCUUCAUCCGUUCGGCAAAAGGCGUUCCGGCCAAACAAUGGCCAGAACAGGAGUAACCUGUUCUCACCUGCACCAUUUCGCCCGGCGAGCCAGACCCAAUCCCAUCAAAGCCUCUUUGCUCCGUCGUCUGCGGCGUCAACUAGACAGCAACAGUACUCCCACGUGCCACAGAAGCGUAACUUUGCUCCAUUCCUCAGCAAGCCCAGCGUAAAUGUAACCAACUCACUCUUUGGUACAGCCAAUAAUUAUGCGCGACCCCAAAGCGCAUCAAGUCAAGUCUCUGAAGACAUCGAUCAGGAGUCGUACGAGGACGACGAGGACACCCAUGAGCGUAGCAUUGUCAGAGAUGACGAAGAGGUCGACGAGUCUAGUUUCAUUGCGCCCAUUCUGAAGCCAUUGCCAGAACGAACUGCCUCUCCGACCAAGUCAUGUUUGCGCUCUCCUCUCAAGCCCAAGACACCUGGCCCGGUGGUUGAGUUUUCGACUAGCACGCUAUCGCCCUUGGCGCAGGAGGAGGCAAGGGCUCGCAGGGAGCGCGAAGCUUACGGAUACGACCAGGAUUACCAAGCCGACAUGCAGCCGACACGCACGUUGGCUACCGAGGACAACGGAGACAAAGAAAACAUGACCAGCAGUUCGCGUCUCACAAUGCUCGCCAACAAGGCAAUCCCGAAGCUGACACCCGCAUCAUCCUCACUCCGCCAGCCUCUCACCGCGCCAAAGGUGACUUCUUCGUCGGCCCCCUUAUCUCGAACCGAGUGGACGAAAGCCCACUGGGUUCAGAUGGACCUAUUACUGCAAGAAAGACGCCGGGGGUCACUCGACUUUCAGCUCCAACACCGCGGUGUUGGACUCGCUCAGCGUCGUAGGUCUGCAGCGCUUUUGGGCAAACUUGUAUCAGCCCAGGGUGAAUCGAUGGCACUUGAGCAGUGGCACCUGGACGUCGUUGAUGCUUUCCGUUCCGAACUUUGCGGAGGCGACGAUACCCUCUUUUGUGCUUGGGAUGAACAUGUGCUCGCGAAGCGGUUGUUUGCUUUGCUCGUUGGCGAGGAACGGAGGAAGCAGAAGAAGGCCCUUGCUGGCGAUGGUCCCGCCAGUACCUCGGCAUUUGCCGCCCGUACAUAG
This is a messenger RNA of Pyricularia grisea, 4410 nucleotides long. RefSeq lists its product as uncharacterized. NCBI's taxonomy places the organism in Eukaryota, Fungi, Ascomycota, Sordariomycetes, Magnaporthales, Pyriculariaceae. The coding region runs from base 1 to 4410 and encodes 1469 amino acids. The transcript has a single exon. The record is from RefSeq and is a predicted model, not a curated record.